AUAAAAAAAGUUCACGCGCGUCUACCGACCCUGUACUAAAACCCUCAACUUAAGCCUGACCCUGCAUUUGAUCACCCGCCCGCGACACCAGCCUGAGCAUCGACGACCACACAUAAGAACAGCCAGCCAGAAGCCAGCGCGUGCCUGUGUGUCGUGUCUCUGUGGCGCGCCCAACCUUCGACGACACGACAACAAUCUGUCUACCUGACUGACUAUCUGGCCGACGUGACUGCCUCUUCCUCUCCCUCUCAUAUAUAUACAGCACCCCCCCUGCUAUUCCCCUCGCCCUCGCCCUCUUUCAAGAUGUCAAAAACAACAUUCGCAAUCAUAGCUGCCGUCAGCGCUGCCACCGGAGCCGCCGUCACAGCAGCGAGCAUGUCCCUCGCAACCCCAGCCGAUAAGAAAACCAAACCAACCCCCCCGGUGCUGUCAACUCCUCCCUCUCCCUCCGUAACACUCCCAGCACCCGUCCCCUUCCCCGGAGCCCUCGCCAUUACCGCCCCCGUCGACCCAGCAGGGCUCUUCCAAUACGGCUUCCCCGGCCCCGUCGCCGACCUCGCGACCCGCAACUCCCUCGUCUCCUCCUUCGACCGCCGCACCAAGAAUCCCUUCUGGGUAGCUGAGCACAUCACGCCCGCCUCCCUCGCGACGCGGGAGGGCGACCGCAAAUCCUCCGUCUUCCUCGAGGACCCCGACGUCCCCGAGAAGUUCCGCGGGAAGUUGAAGGACUACUUCCGCUCCGGGUAUGAUCGCGGUCACCAGGUGCCGGCGGCGGAUGCGAAGUGGUCCCAGGAGGCGGUGAAUGAUACUUUCUACCUCACGAACAUGUGUCCGCAGGUCGGUGAGGGGUUUAACCGGGACUACUGGGCGCAUUUUGAGGAUUUCUGUCGUCGUCUUACGACGCGCUAUCCGUCUGUGCGCGUCGUUACGGGGCCGCUUUACCUCCCGAAACGCGAUGCGGACGGGAAAUGGCGCGUCUCUUACGAGGUCAUCGGGAACCCACCUAAUAUCGCCGUUCCCACGCAUUUCUACAAGGUGAUUUUCGCCGAGGACGGCAGAGUAGGAGGCCAAGUCGCGAUCGGUGCAUUCGUGCUCCCUAACGCGAGGAUUCCCAAUGACAAGCCCCUGGCUGAGUUUGAAGUCCCUGUGGAAGCGGUGGAGCGCGCGAGUGGGCUGGAGUUUGCGACGAAGUUGCCGGUGCAGAGGAGGAAGAGACUGUGUGUUGAUACGCCGUGCUCGUUGGUUAUUAAGGAGUAUGCGCAGAGACAGCAGGCGUUUGUGAAGGAGGAGAGGAAGCAGGUUUCUGCGCCUGGGUCGCCGAGGAAUUAAUUGGAUGAUACUAUUGGUACAGGAGUGGUUUGCGUGGCGCGGCGUUGUUCAGACAGGAAUACAGACAGACUGACGACUGGAUGAUUUCCCAGUUUGGUUGAGGGGAGGUCUUUUGCGCAUUGUAUAGCAGGGAGGGCGUAUUUUGCAUCAUACACACUUGCUAGAACCUACGCUUUCAGAAGCCUAUUUUCUUCUCUUAUUAUCAUGUACACUCUAGAUUAGAAAUAACCCUUAUAUACCAAUACAGCGCUUUAAAGUUAAAUUUACAGGCAUCUCUCUCUUUCCCAACUCUUUUCUUCAUUUCUUCAUUUCUUCCUUUCUUCCUUUCAACCUCUCUUCAGAUCUCUCUCUCUUUCCCUGGCUUCUUUGGGCGGCGAUGUUUUUUUUUUGGCGCAGAGCCGCAUAGCAAGCACGUUGCGUUCCUGCAUGACUCAACGCGCCACGAUCUGCAAACUCACCAGGUCAGGGGGCUGGCCUUGGGCCCAUCACCCAGGCUUCCAAACCCGUGACCUCCCACCACUCACCACCCUCCCAUCCCGUG
Molecule: messenger RNA, 1870 nt
Organism: Pseudogymnoascus destructans
Lineage: Eukaryota; Fungi; Ascomycota; Leotiomycetes; Thelebolales; Thelebolaceae
Product: nuclease
Exons: 1
Coding region: 304-1329 (341 amino acids)
Biological process (GO): apoptotic DNA fragmentation
Cellular component (GO): mitochondrial inner membrane; nucleus
Molecular function (GO): nucleic acid binding; metal ion binding; single-stranded DNA endonuclease activity
Source: RefSeq, a predicted model, not a curated record